UUAGGAAACUGAGCGCCGUGGGCUCGAAGGCGCGCCCUUCCUCCGCCAUCUUGGCUCAAGCGGCUAGAGGAGCGUCUGCGGAAACAUCCGGGGAAUCGCGCGCACAUCGGCGGCCAUUGUGGCUCCGCGUGCAGCAGGUUCAUAACCUUGAGAAGGCGGAGCGUCAGCGCGCUGGACUGGAGCAGCAGCGGAGCGGGAGGAGAGACGCCGAGGCGACGAAGAGCCGCAGAAACCGUUACACGGGCAGCGCUGCUUUACCUCACCGCUUUAACGGGAGAUCAGGGCGUGUACCGGCGCGUCUAACGGACAAUGAUGAGCGCAGUCGGACGGGAACCGGAGCGGCAGCGGCGUUGAGCGCGUUUUCAUGUCUGAGGCGGAUCGUCGGGAUCUCGAGCGCAUCAGCGCGUGUUUUUUAUUUUUUCAUUUUUUCGGCCGCUCGCGUCACUUUGACAUUUAUUAUAUGAUUCCCGGAGCGUUGCGACCUGAAUCCCGGAGCGUUGAUUUCCCCUGACAUCAUCAUCCUCGGCCGGUGUGAACGGACGUCUUCGGUGGUCGUCGACGGGAAUCCGGAGGGUUUACUGGAUCCGGGUGUCGGUUCUGACAUUCGCGGCGCGUUUCUGAGGGACAGCGGAUCUUUUCCCGCGGAUCUGUCGGCGGGAGUAACGGUACCGUUAUGGCUGACGACGACGUGCUGUUCGAGGAUGUGUACGAGCUCUGCGAGGUGAUCGGGAAGGGUCCGUUCAGUGUGGUGCGAAGAUGCAUCAACAGAGACACUGGACAGCAGUUCGCUGUGAAGAUUGUAGAUGUGGCCAGUUUCACCUCCAGCCCUGGACUCAGUACAGAGGAUCUGAAGCGGGAGGCGAGUAUCUGUCACAUGCUCAAACAUCCUCACAUCGUGGAGCUGCUGGAGACCUACAGCUCAGACGGGAUGCUCUACAUGGUCUUUGAGUUUAUGGAUGGAGCCGAUCUGUGCUUCGAGAUCGUGAAGAGGGCCGAUGCCGGCUUCGUCUACAGCGAGGCGGUGGCCAGUCACUACAUGCGGCAGAUACUUGAAGCUCUGCGCUACUGCCACGAUAACAACGUCAUUCACAGAGACGUCAAGCCUCACUGUGUCCUGCUGGCCUCUAAGGAGAACUCGGCUCCUGUUAAACUGGGCGGCUUCGGCGUGGCCAUUCAGCUGGGCGAGUCAGGGCUGGUGGCUGGAGGUCGGGUAGGGACCCCUCACUUCAUGGCUCCUGAAGUGGUCAAGCGAGAGCCGUACGGGAAGCCGGUGGACGUUUGGGGGUGCGGGGUCAUUCUCUUCAUCCUGUUGAGCGGCUGUUUGCCUUUUUACGGCACCAAGGAGCGUCUGUUUGAAGCCAUCGUGAAAGGAAAGUACAAGAUGAACCCGCGGCAGUGGAGUCAGAUCUCUGAGAGCGCUAAAGACCUGGUGCGACGCAUGCUGAUGCUGGACCCGGCCGAGAGGAUCACCGUCUACGAGGCGCUCAACCACCCCUGGCUCAAGGAGAGAGAUCGCUACUCGUACAAGAUCCACCUGCCCGAGACUGUGGAGCAGCUGAGGAAGUUCAACGCUCGGAGGAAACUGAAGGGUGCCGUCCUCGCUGCCGUCUCAAGUCACAAGUUCAACUCGUUCUACGGAGACCCUCCUGAAGACCUCCACGAUUUCUCAGAGGACCCCACGUCUUCAGGAUUGCUUGCUGCAGAAAGGGCCGUGUCUCAGGUUCUGGACAGUCUGGAGGAGAUCCACGCACUGACCGACUGUAGUGAGAAAGAUCUGGACUUCCUGCACAGCGUCUUCCAGGACCAACAUCUGCACACACUGCUGGAUCUGUACGACAAGAUUAACACCCGCUCGUCGCCCCAGAUCAGGAAUCCACCCAGCGACGCCGUCCAGAGAGCCAAAGAGGUUUUGGAGACGCUCUCCUGUUAUCCUGAGAACAUGGAGGCAAAAGAGCUGAAGAGAAUUCUGACACAGCCGCAUUUCAUGGCGCUGCUGCAGACUCAUGAUGUUGUGGCUCAUGAGGUUUACAGCGACGAUGCGCUGCGAGUGACGCCUCCGCCCACGUCCCCUUACCUAAACGGAGACUCGCCCGAGAGCAUCAACGGAGACAUGGACCUGGAGAACGUCACGCGUGUGCGCCUGGUGCAGUUCCAGAAGAACACGGACGAGCCCAUGGGCAUCACUCUGAAGAUGAACGAUCUGAACCACUGCAUCGUGGCUAGAAUCAUGCACGGCGGGAUGAUCCACAGACAGGGGACGCUGCAUGUUGGAGACGAGAUUCGUGAAAUCAACGGCAUCAGUGUCGCCAAUCAGACGGUGGAGCAGCUCCAGAAGAUGCUGCGCGAGAUGCGAGGCAGCAUCACCUUCAAAAUUGUGCCCAGUUACCGCAGUCAGUCUCUGUCCUGUGAGAAAGAUUCGCCUGAUCUGUCCGGACAGUCUCCUGCGAACGGCCACUCCAGCGUCACCAGCUCCAUCUUAGAUCUGCCAUCAACCAUCCAGCCCAAAGGAAGACAGAUCUCCAGACCUGCAGUCAAGGAUAAAUUGUUUCGGAAGAUUUACGUUCGAGCGCAGUUCGAGUACGAUCCGGCUAAAGACGAGCUGAUUCCCUGUAAAGAGGCCGGCAUUCGUUUCCGGGUGGGUGACAUCAUCCAGAUCAUCAGUAAGGACGAUCAUAACUGGUGGCAGGGCAAACUGGAGAACACCAAGAACGGCACGGCGGGCCUCAUUCCCUCGCCGGAGCUGCAGGAGUGGCGUGUGGCGUGUAUAGCGAUGGAGAAGACCAAGCAGGAGCAGCAGGCCAGCUGUACAUGGUUCGGCAAGAAGAAGAAACAGUACAAAGACAAAUACUUAGCCAAACACAACGCAGUCUUCGACCAACUAGAUCUGGUGACGUAUGAAGAGGUGGUGAAGCUGCCGGGGUUCAAGAGGAAAACGCUGGUGCUGCUGGGAGCUCACGGCGUCGGCCGGAGACACAUCAAGAACACUCUCAUCGCAAAACAUCCCGACAGAUUCGCGUACCCCAUCCCACACACGACCAGACCUGCGAAGAAGGACGAGGAGAAUGGGAAGAACUACUACUUCGUGUCACAUGACCAGAUGAUGCAGGACAUCUCCAACAAUGAUUACCUGGAGUACGGCAGCCACGAGGACGCCAUGUACGGCACGCGCCUCGAGACCAUCCGCCAGAUCCACGAGCAGGGCAUGGUGGCCAUCCUGGACGUGGAGCCGCAGGCGCUGAAGGUUUUGCGGACGGCUGAGUUUGCGCCGUACGUCAUCUUCAUCGCAGCACCGACUAUCACUCCGGCGAUGAACGAGGACGAGUCUCUCCAGCGGCUGCAGAAGGAGUCGGAGGCGCUGCAGCACUCAUACGCGCAUUACUUCGACCAGACGAUCAUCAAUAACGAGAUCGACGACACCAUCCGCCUGCUGGAGGAGGCCAUCGACCUGGUGUCCAGCACUGCGCAGUGGGUGCCGGUGUCCUGGGUCUACUAGCCACACACACACACACACACACUGACGGACUCUACAUCCCGGCCCCUACCAGUGUGUAGCCUUGUAUAUAUCUAUACAUAUAUAAAUAUCUAUAAAUAUGAAUAUAUAAGUCAUAGAUAUGGUCCUGUAUGAAUAAAGAGGGGGGUUGAUGAUAUUUUAUAUGAUUUUCUUUUUAAACGUACGAGACGGCGUCUCAGAGCAAUGAUGAGCACAGUCAGUGAUGGGGGAGGAGCCUACAGCCAUAAGUCCCCUGAGGGCGUGGCUACGUGACUCCGCCCACUGCCUGCAGUAUAUAAGCACAGCCGACCCUCUCUCUCUCUCACACACGAGCACUGGACUGAACUGCCCUCCUGACGCCCGUUUCAUCCACCCUCUGUUUACAGAUGUAGGUUUGCACAAAGGGCAGCUCCGCUCUCUUCCUCUCGAUGUGUGUGUGUCUCCCGGUGAAGAGUGUCUGGAGGAGAUCAUCGAGCCGGACACACUCCGUCUCUGAACGGACAGCUUCCCUCAUGCCUCGUGUAGUGACGUGUUUGUAAAUCGUCCUGGGUUUGAUUUCUUGUGCGGAACGAGGAGGAAAAUAUUAAUUCCUAGAUCGAUCAUUUCAGAACAUGUGCUGUCUUAAGAGUAUUAUUGUUUUACUCCGAGAAAACCGAGAGGAUGUAAUUGUGUGUAAAUGUUUCAAUGGUGUGUACAUAUGCGGUUGAAAUGAAGUAGUGUGUGCAUAAACCACUGAACAGACUGUGAACUCUUCAUUUCAUAUGGCCCUGUGUAAAUCCUCUGCUCCUCAGUAUGUCUGUUUGUUUGGGGUUUUAUCUCUUUUCUUUCAUAUGUUGGAAAAAGUAAACUGCUUUUGAAAUCA
Messenger RNA from Cyprinus carpio (common carp), 4352 nucleotides. RefSeq names its product peripheral plasma membrane protein CASK-like. Lineage: Eukaryota; Metazoa; Chordata; Actinopteri; Cypriniformes; Cyprinidae. The record is from RefSeq and is a predicted model, not a curated record. Gene Ontology annotation, molecular function: signaling receptor binding; protein kinase activity; ATP binding. Gene Ontology annotation, cellular component: plasma membrane; basolateral plasma membrane; cell-cell junction. Gene Ontology annotation, biological process: protein phosphorylation; regulation of neurotransmitter secretion.